GCUCAGCGCGUUACGUAUGUAUGGCCAUUGUGCGGCCUCGGUUCUAACCAUCGUAGACAAUGUUGACCUCCUCCUUCGCCUACCUGACUCGCAGCUUCGCGCCAUAACAGACAACUGUGUCGGUCGGAUGGGAACUGCGUAUCAUACAUGACCCAAAACACAAAUGGCUCGAGCAGCCAUGACAUUGACUCGGAGGGCCUGUUUGGAGAGGAUGCCAGCACGAUAUUCUCCUCUCUCCAGCUCUCAUGCGGACGCACCAUCCCCAACCGGCUCGUCAAGGUAGCCAUGUACGAACACAUGGCCGCGCUCUUCGGCGGGCCCCCGAACGACGCGCACCUCCAGCUCUACGCGCGCUGGGCAGCCGGCGCGUGGGGCAUGGUCUGUACGGGGAACGUGCAGGUCUGCGGGGACCACCUCUCCCUGGGCCGUGACAUGGUCGUCCCGACACACCUCACACCCGAGACGGUCGAGCCGUUCGCGCGGCUUGCAAGGACGAUCCAGUAUGGGAGUGCGGAGGGCGAGGAGAUAGCAGGAGAGAAGAAAACGUUGGCGGUGAUGCAGCUCUCGCAUACUGGGCGGCAGUCGACGAACGUCAUUGGAGGCCGCUGGCCGUUCGUGCCCCCCAUGGCGCCGAGUGCGGUCCCUGUUGGGCGGAAGCCGUCGGAGAAGGAGGGGGCCGGGUCGGCGGGGCUGUCUCGCUUGGUGCACACUGUGUUCUUCCAGACUCCUCGUCCGAUGAGUUUGUCCGAUAUCGAAGACGUUGUGGCGAACUUUGUGAGAGGGGCAGAGCUUGCGGCCGCCAGUGGAUUUGACGGGGUGCAAUUGCACGCCGCGCAUGGUUACCUCAUAGCUCAGUUCAUGUCGUCCAAGACUAACAAGCGCGAAGACAAGUAUAGCGUUCCGGAGAAUGCACUUCGCUUCUUGCGCGAGAUUGUCUUCGCCAUUCGCGAACAUAACAAGAUCCCCCGCGACUUCAUACUGGGCAUCAAGCUGAACGCAGCCGACUACGUCGACCGCCGUAACGCAGACCACAGCACAAGUCAGCCCAAUGAAGCCCUCGAGCAUGUCCGCGAGAUUGCUGAAUGGGGAAUGCUCGACUUCAUCGAAGUCAGCGGAGGCGACUACGAAGACCCCGACUUCAUGAUGAAGACACUGUCUCCCAGACAGGCGUUCUUCACAACGUUCGCGCACGAGGUCAAGCAGAUGCUCGCCGCGUCCCCGUUCUCGAAGCCCCCUCUGAUCCUCCUCACGGGUGGUCUGCGCACGCUGCCUCUCAUGUCUUCCGUCCUCAAACACGGACACGCGGACCUGCUCGGUAUCGGCCGGCUCUCAGUGCUCUGCCCCGACCUGCCUCGCACGCUCGAAGCCGCCAUAGCGGGUACCACUGAGCCAGGAAAGUUUCCUUUGGAACCCCUGCCCGAGCCUGACCUUGGAUCGCCCGUUGCACUACCAUCUCACCGGAGUAUAUUGCAUCACGCACUAGCUGCCCUCUUCAACCUGCUUGCAUCUGUCCUCACUCGCUGUUGGGCCCUGUUCCCCAUCCAACUCCCGAAGCUCGUCGGCGCAGGGACAAUUAUGGCGUGGUACAUGGUCAUGAUGCGGCGCAUGGCCGUGCGGAAAGAGGUGGAUUACAGUGUCGGCGGCAUCGAGGCCGUGCUUAGUAUGUGGCUGUGGUUCGCACCAGACUCUAGAUCUGGUGCUCGGCGAGGUCGGAGGGGGUUCGUGGGUGGCGUGCUGGAGUCGUGGUGGGCGAUGGGCGCGGUGGGUGUGAUACUGGGCUUUGUCCUUGGAAUCGGUUUGGCAAUAUGAGGCUUGCCAGGGAUCUUCCCGAAUCCCGAUCACCGUGACGAUGAUGAGUCGGUGCGAUGACAUUAAUGAUUCACACACUCCAUCGCACGAGGUAAGUACUAUAUAGCUGUUGAGAUCGCGUCAGAUGUGAUCCAGAACU
Molecule: messenger RNA, 1948 nt
Organism: Rhodofomes roseus
Lineage: Eukaryota; Fungi; Basidiomycota; Agaricomycetes; Polyporales; Fomitopsidaceae
Exons: 6
Coding region: 148-1809 (553 amino acids)
Molecular function (GO): FMN binding; oxidoreductase activity
Source: RefSeq, a predicted model, not a curated record